AUGGGAAUCCCGCCCUCUAUUUUGGACAAGUCUACUCCGAAGACCAACCCUGCCUCAAAUACGCCAUCUCAGCUGGCGCAAUAUGGGCCACUCAUGAAGAUUCUGGCCCGAGAUCCGCUAUGGGAAAUCAGCCUCGAAGAUGCUACCAACCACAUCCGAGAGUGGUUUUCGGGCACCGGCUUUCUCUACGCCGUCGUCAGCGAAGAGCAGCUGCUCAAGGUUGCUAGUAACGUGUUUGACACUCUACGGGCCGUCAACGUUCACGAGACGCGGGGUCGAGGAACUCUGGCAGAGUGUCUUUUCCACAGUGAUACUAACAAACUAAAACUUGUCCUGGUCACUUGCUUGACUUUGGAGAGUGGCAAUUGCAAUGACUUAGCUCAGAGGCUCUUUCAGAGCGCCACCGAAGCUGGCGAGGGGCUUCUAUGGGGUAAAAACUCGAUUAGCAACAUACAGAUGCUGGUGUUGAUGGCCCUUUACUACUAUCACCUUGAUGAAGAAGUACGGACCGGUCGCAUGAUUGGAUUUGCAGCUCGGCUCUGCCUCGAAAUGGGCUUACAUCGCAGGGCUUCUGUAGAUCGCUUUGCCAACUCGGAAGAGCAAGCAGCGGGGCUACAGACGUUCUGGUGUGUGUACAUGUUAGAGAGAAGGACAAGCCUGGGCCAGGGGAUACCGUUCUAUAUACAGGACUGCCAUGUCGACCCCACACUACUCGCAAUGAACGGACAUGAUCCGGUGAUGACCGCGCUUCUCGACUGGACCAAACUAGCGGGCAAGACGUGGUACGCCCUCAAUAGCCAAGUCGAGAAAGAGAGUGAGCUUAAUAUCGACAAAAUCGACUAUCUCGAUUACCGGAUAGAGCAGUGGUAUCAACUCCUGGCUGACGACCUGAAGCUUGAACCCAUCCAGCCGGGGCAAGAGGUUCGACAUGUUCAGGCUGUGCUAUUUCUCCGCAAGAGCCAUUUGCACAACUUGAUCUGUCGCCCGGUGCUCCAAUCUGGUACGCGGAUCACGCAGUAUCAGAGACAUGCUCACAAGGCCGUCGCCGUUGCCAAAGAGUCGCUACAGAUGCUCUCAGGCCUCAACGAAAAUACCGCCAUCAUAAAGCGUAAUCCGCUUUUUUUCAAGCACCUCUUACUAACUGCUUUUGGCAACCUGUUGCUGGCUGUUGUGAAUGCCAGCUCCAUGUUCUGUGACAAAGUCACUGUCGACAAUUGUCUCUCUACGAUCGCAGCACUUCCUAACAUGGGCUCCCCAUUUCCGAUGGAGACAUUGGCGGGGUACACGUCACGAACAGUGCCCUUCAAAGUUACCUCAGAUAUAACCAUCAACGCCGACGUCGUGUACCCCGAGAAGUCAGAUGGCUCUCCCGCUGUUGUGCUGCUGCAUUAUCACGGUGGCUUUCUUAUCGUCGGAGAUCGGUAUUCGUUCUUGCCUCACUGGCUUGUGCAUGCCUCCGCCUCCCGUGGAUGGGUCUUUGUGACUCCCGAGUACCGCUUGAUGCCCGAGUCGACCGCACACGACUCCGUUGAAGAUGCAGCGGACGCCUAUAAAUGGGCCCUGUCGUCACUGCCGGAGAUCAUAGGCCGUCCGGUCGGUUCAAUUUUAGUCGGUGGGUCAAGCGCUGGUGGGUAUCUAGCUCUUAACACAGCCGUCUCGGCUGCUCAAAAGCCUAGUGCACUUCUGCUCAUCUACGGGAUGCUCGAUCCUUCUGGUAGUCGAUACACAACUCCCGGGAAGAAUAUCUUCGGCCGGCCGCCAGUCGAGACCGGGCCGAUCCUGGAAAAGUGGCCCAUGGCCAAGGCUUCGGGCGAAGAGAGGAAGCCUGUCUCAGCUUAUCCGAUAUCAGGCGACCCGUCCGCUGACCCCAGAUUUGCUCUUACGUCGGCACUGCACAUCGACGCCCUCUUCCCCGACUACAUGACUGGCGUCUCUGGUCUUACUCGUCAGAUUGCCACUCAAGGAGCUGCAGCAGUACCCAAAGAACACCAACAUCUAUUCCCACUUGACUUUGGGGAUUUCAGUGGCUUCCCGCCUGUCAUGCUACUCCAUGGUGCGAACGACUCAGCUGUACCGGUUGAGUGUAGCACCAGAGCCGCAGAGAAGCUCAAGGCAUCUGGAGUGCGUGUGUUGGCAGAGUUUCCAUCUGAUGCGGAGCACGGUUUCGAUGGAAGGUCCGGUAACGUCAACGUCGAGACUUCAGCUGGGGAUUCGGUGACUGCUGUGGAGUCUCUCAGGAAGGCGAUUGGUUUCCUCGAGCAGCAUGCAGCCAAAUAG
Molecule: messenger RNA, 2277 nt
Organism: Colletotrichum tamarilloi
Lineage: Eukaryota; Fungi; Ascomycota; Sordariomycetes; Glomerellales; Glomerellaceae
Exons: 5
Coding region: 1-2277 (758 amino acids)
Biological process (GO): positive regulation of transcription from RNA polymerase II promoter by galactose; DNA-templated transcription
Cellular component (GO): nucleus
Molecular function (GO): hydrolase activity; DNA-binding transcription factor activity, RNA polymerase II-specific; zinc ion binding
Source: RefSeq, a predicted model, not a curated record